Molecule: messenger RNA, 678 nt
Organism: Synchytrium microbalum
Lineage: Eukaryota; Fungi; Chytridiomycota; Chytridiomycetes; Synchytriales; Synchytriaceae
Exons: 12
Coding region: 1-678 (225 amino acids)
Biological process (GO): Rho protein signal transduction
Cellular component (GO): cytoplasm; membrane; cytosol
Molecular function (GO): protein binding; Rho GDP-dissociation inhibitor activity
Source: RefSeq, a predicted model, not a curated record
AUGCUUGUUCUCAUUCCUUCUUUGUGGCUUCUCACACAUUCACCCCUCAACUACCAACAACGAAUAAUUGUCAUUGCCAUGUCUUCAACCGCGGACGACGAUGAUUUAACUGUGUCUACCACAGCUGGUUAUAAGGUGGGCGAGAAAAAGACGUUAGAAGAGUUGCAAAAGUUGGACGAGCAAGAUGAAUCUUUGAAGAAGUGGAAAGAAUCGUUGGGCAUCAAAGCCGGCGCAUCUGAAGACGCAGACACGGCCAAGGACCCUCGCAAAGUCAUUGUCUUCUCACUCACUUUGGAAGUCAAGGAUCGGACUGAUGUCGUCGUGGAUAUCUCCACUCCUGAGAAGUUGGCUGCACUAAAGGAAAAGCCGCUUACCAUCAAAGAGGGUUGUGAAUAUCGAUUGAAAAUCAAAUUCAAAGUCCAACAUGAGGUGAUUUCUGGACUAAAGUAUCUUCACUCAGUCAAGCGCAUGGGUGUUAGAGUAGACAAGGCGGAAGAAAUGUUGGGAUCAUACGGACCUGCUCCUGAACCAUAUGAGAAGAAGUUCUUGUGGGAAGAAGCUCCAGCGGGAAUGAUGGCACGCGCUCACUACUCGGUUAAGAGUAAAUUCGUUGACGAUGAUAACUUUACUCACAUGGAAUGGGAUUGGUCGUUUGAUAUCAAGAAGGAUUGGGAUUAA